AUGUCAACAAAUGUUAGGGUGUUGUGGACGCCCACACUGCAGGAUAAGCUCCUGGAAAUAGUCUUCUUUAACGAUGCAGCCGACUUAUCAUCGCCUGCGUUCUACCGCUUUGUGGCGAGCAACAUCUCAAACGCCACCGGCACGUUGGUGAGUGCGGCCGAUGUGAAGAUCAAGCUCGCCAAUCUUGCCUCGGAGCACUCACCAAGCUCAUCGCAGAUAUUUGCACCGCUCAGUACUCCCUUGAGAGCACCGCCUCCACUCAAGACUGAGGAUGGAAUUGAUAUCCGAGCCCUUCGUGACCGUCUCUCCUCGAAAAUGAUGUCACCAUCUCCACCUUCUUCUACAGCUUUCAAGCGCAAGAGAGCACCCACCUUGAACCCAUCCAAGGCCGAACAGUCAUCUGUUCUAUCUCAGCCCUCGGAUCCGUCCUUUUUCGCCCCAAAGAAUAAGAAGUCAUGCAAUUCGAAGGGCAUCAAGGAGGAAGAAUCGGCAACGGCGAGAUGGGAGGCCCUUGGAUUGUGGAGCAGUCGAUAG
Molecule: messenger RNA, 534 nt
Organism: Bacidia gigantensis
Lineage: Eukaryota; Fungi; Ascomycota; Lecanoromycetes; Lecanorales; Ramalinaceae
Exons: 2
Coding region: 1-534 (177 amino acids)
Source: RefSeq, a predicted model, not a curated record